Mycena indigotica is the source of this 2697-nucleotide messenger RNA. RefSeq names its product Pleiotropic drug resistance ABC transporter protein. NCBI's taxonomy places the organism in Eukaryota, Fungi, Basidiomycota, Agaricomycetes, Agaricales, Mycenaceae. The record is from RefSeq and is a predicted model, not a curated record. The coding region runs from base 1 to 2697 and encodes 898 amino acids. Gene Ontology annotation, biological process: regulation of transcription by RNA polymerase II; cell differentiation. Gene Ontology annotation, molecular function: RNA polymerase II cis-regulatory region sequence-specific DNA binding; DNA-binding transcription factor activity, RNA polymerase II-specific. The transcript is spliced from 12 exons.
AUGCUCCAAACCCCACUUCCUACCCUCCCUCUUGGUCUAGAUCACAGUCAUGAGCCUGCUGGCCCAACCUCUUCAGAGAUGUUUCGAGAUGCACGGAAUUUCGACAUGACUGGUUGUCAGUUCAUCAAUGUGCGAGGGGAUAUGCGGGUCGUAGAACCAUCCAAUCCUCCACGCAGGCGUCGCAGAGAGGUUUCUAGGACGGCUUGCUCCGAAUACGAAACUUUCUUCUCUUCCUUGAUACCUCGCAAACGCGGGCGGCCUCUGCUCUGUCCCACACCACAAACCAAUCUCCCCCGAGAGUACCAGCGACGCGGAAUUUGUAUCGGAGAUGUCGGAAGUAUCACUCUCGAGGGCAGUUUUGACUUCGCAUUCAACGUCUACUUGCCUGCCUCCCAUCCCAUCAAUAACAACCUUGUUCCGGAAGGUUUCUGUCCGCUCGCUCCAUACCAAUCCGUGGAUGUUUCGCAGAAUGAUUUUCUCCCUGGAAGCCACGUGACUUCAUCUGAAGUAGAGGCGGCUUGCGUUGACCUGGACUCGCCUGACUUCCCUGGAGGCGAGCUUCAUUUCGCUUGCCAGGGUCCAGACGGAGCUCUCGUUGCCUUGCCAUAUGGUUCGCGUUUAGAAAAACUUGUCAACCUUGAAGGCCUGCGGCAGUAUGCUGCUCGAAACGCCGAGAGCUGGUAUCGCUAUAUCAAUCAAGUGCGAGGGAGGCGCCUGGUUAACGGCGGUCUAUAUGUUGUAACUGGCUGUGAAAAGGCUCGCUCGGGCGGGAUGGCUACUUUUCAAAAUGUUUCCUCGGGUCGUGAUUUCAAUAUCUCAUUUACGCCUCGAGUCGCUCAGGAUGGACGAGCCUCGUAUCGUUUCUCAAGGGACAAUCCAGCACAUACGCGGACGUUCGAGUCUUCGACUAGCAACGAGACUAUCAAACCCAACAAUACUGUCUUCCUCCGCGGCUUCACUGUCUCGUUGCGGAAAGGCGUGCGCCGUAUGUUCAGUGAAAAUCUCGACAACUCGCAGAUAAACGACGACUCGGAUGGCUCAAGUGACGGCACUCGAGAAGCCGACAUCCCAUUUGGCUCUCGGAAUUCGUUCCUGUCUUCUCUUUCCUUACGGUUCCGCUCAAGCAAGCGUUCCAAUGGUGGCAAGCAAGCAUCCCUUGACACAUUCUGUACCAAGACAUGCGAAUUGGCUGAUGACCAACCGUCCAUGCCGGUUCAAAGCAGAGACCCAUCUCAGAUGAUCAAUGAAGCGCUCUUGUCGCGGUUCCCCAAUGCAACAGUGGCGAUCACCCAUGAUGACGACUGGGUUGAUGCUUUGGAUGCGUGGUCAUUGGCUCAGUGCGAAGGCGAUAACGCGGAAAACUUCCUCGAAAGCGCUUUGAGUGUAAGAGAAGUUGAGGAGAAAGAAGGCGCCGUUUAUCUUGCCGCCGACAUUGAUUCUGCGGUCGAGACCGAACCACUUUUUGCCUCGAGUCCACAAUUCGGAGUCGAUGUCAAUCACGAGGAACAAAGCCAGACUUGCGAGCGGACUCAACAGGCGGAGGACCAGUCCACUAACUUCGCUUCUCUACAAGAAGAAUCUGAUUUUCAAUAUGAUAUCGACUUGAUUCUGUCGUCACCUCGAAAUCUCGCAUCAUGGAAUAUCGAUGCUCUAACGGAUGAACCUCCGCCAAUGGACUCGCCUUUCGGCCAAAUCUUCCAACAGGACCAAUCCAAUAUUUUCUUCAAUGGCUUCCAUGAGUGUGCGACAGAACAAUCCAGGGCGACUAAGAAAUUGACAGCUCGCCACUCUAAACUGGAGAUUUAUCCACAGCAACGGUUCGCCCAAGAUCAUAGCGGUUUUAUAGAAUAUGGCGGUGGCGGUUGGGACAGCCACCAGCAUAGGGCAUCGGGCUCGCCUGUGCGGGCACUAACAAUUUCUCAUUCUGGGCGAACACCGAUACAGGUCAACGCGUCUGGCGGAGAACAUGUCCGUGUUGGCGAUGUCCUGGAGGGGAUCCACACGUUGUUGCGUCGGAAUCUCGAUCUCAGCUCAGACAGCCAGCCAGAGGCCCCAUUCAUUCCACUUCCAGGUCAUCGCCGCCGCACACCGUACACAAAAAGCACACUGCUGGCCCUCAACUUCACGUUGAGCCCCAGUCCAAGCGGCUCAUUGCAAUUCGACAUGAUGAAGUCACCGUCGGAACCCACUUUCUAUCCUUACGUCCCGAACGAGGUCAAACACCGGAAGCGGACGACAAGGGCACAAUUGACGCUUCUCGAGGAGACCUUCAAACGAAACACGAGACCGAAUACCCAGCUCCGCGAACGGCUUGCCGCAGAGCUCAAUCUGAGUCCGCGGAACAUACAGGUUUGGUUCCAAAACCGACGUGCCAAAGAGAAAGUUCGGGCACAAAGUCGAGAACAUUGCGGCAGUCGCAAUGGUCUUCCGUUCCCUCUAAGCGCAACUGAAAGUCCGGCGGGACGGCGUCCACCUGGACACGGGACAUUGACCUCACCCCCGCUCAACAGCGAUCGCGGUAGCGCGUCGCCUGAUGAGCGGGUGGUUGCAGGGGCUCUCGAUGCGCACCAACAGGCUUUGAGUAUAUCCACACCUGCCGACUGGCGGGAGGGAAGGCCCCAGCCGAAUAUCCCUAGAAGCGAUAAUGACGAAGAGGAAACAGAGGAGGCGGAAAGCCGCGGAAGACAUGAUACGUGA